This is a messenger RNA of Patiria miniata (bat star), 1206 nucleotides long. RefSeq lists its product as uncharacterized. NCBI's taxonomy places the organism in Eukaryota, Metazoa, Echinodermata, Asteroidea, Valvatida, Asterinidae. Bases 186 to 806 code for a protein of 206 amino acids. The transcript has 7 exons. The record is from RefSeq and is a predicted model, not a curated record.
UUCUAUAAAGCUUUUUAAUGUCACUCUAACCGUACGAAGUUGGGCACUGUUAGUGAUCCUGCUGUGCACGGAAAAUGAACGUCAACCAAAGUCACAUCACGGACGUACUGCAGAGUUUCUUGAAGACUUUGCGGAUGUGAUGUUCAAAUGCAGCGGAUGAAUUGAAGCACAGUAGCACCAAAAUAAUGGAGCAAGAUGCUGUGACUGUGAACGAGCAGUCAAAUAAGACUGAGAAGAGUUUAAAGACAAAGGAGGAUAACAUCCGAUGCGCUGUAGCUAACAUCACUGAGGCGGUUGCGACGAUCGUGAGUCACAGCACCAACGAUGAAUUCAGGCAGAAAUGUUUCUCACUCAUGAAGGUACCUAACUCAUCUGGUCUGGUAUCCAGUCUCCCCUCCCAACUGCAUUCAAUUGCUUGCCGGCACAUGGGAGUCACAUUGUGUGCUGAGAGUCAAGUUCAAGAGUUUUCAAAGUCAUCUGAGAAAGCAAUGGUAACCAACUCACAGCCAGCCGCGAGCCAGUGUGACCUUCAGCACAUACCAGCCAGCCAGCCCACAGGUGCAGACGAUGCUAGCUUGGAUGAAGACUUCAGUGAUUUCUCGCAGUUGGACUUUAUUGAUGGCGAGGGGGUGACCGGGAAUUUGGAAUCAUCGCAGCUGUUCAGAGAUGAGGCAAAAUCAGCCGGCACAGCGACAUCAGGCAUGGAAUCUGUCAAGUCAUUCGAGGUCUCACAGUCCAAGUCCAUGCUUGAGGAUGAGUGGUUGGACGAGGUCUUAGACAGCGAUCCGUUCUUCAACGAAAGCUGAGACAGGUCAAUUUGGUUUUGUUUCUCCUUCAAGAGUUGAUCAUCGCAAAUGAUGCAAGGACCGAAAUUUUCUAAAGUUACGUGAGCCGAGGCAGGCCCAGUUUUCAAAAGUUUUGGGGUUAAACAAUUGAACACUAUUUACAUGUGAUGCUAUGCUUGCCAUGCAACUUCGAGCUAGACAUUGCCACAUUUUUGAUAUGUUACAAAAUUUGUUUGGAUUGUCAAACUAAAUGCAAAAGGAUCAAAGGAAUGUUUGGUAGCAUCAGAAUUGUAAUGUGUGGAAGUUGGAAAAGAAUGUAUGGCAUCUCAGUACAAACCCGACACAAAAGAAUACUUGAAUCUUUGCAAUGGACCCUGGUGAUGAACAGCAGAUGGCGACUUUUUACCACUUUCUUUAGGCC